AUGAUGAUGACGUGCCGUCUGCUGUGCGCCCUGUUGGUGCUUGCCCUGUGCUGCUGCUGCCCGUCCGUGUGCGCGUCAGCGGAACCGGAGCCUAAAGUUGAUGUUCAAGCUUCCCAGACGACCACGCCGACGAUAACACAGCCACAAGUUACUGAUGACAAUGCUAUUGUUCAAGCUGUUGGAGAAGCCGCCGGUGAAUCGCCGCUCCUAUUAGAGGGAGCGCAGGGGGAAGGUCAGUCAGGACCGCCUACAACACCAGUGACUAAUCCGGCUGCGAUGCUAGGAGGAAAUGGCGGAUCGGGGCCGGGUGCGACUGGUACGUUACAGGCAGCUGAUAACGAUGGUACGACAGGGCCACAGGGUAGCAAGGGAAAACCCGCGGAUCAAGCGAAUGAGAACGCCGAAGGUGGUGUUGACACGACCACUGCGGCCAUCACAACACACGCAGCUGAUGAUGAGGAGAAGGUUACGCCUGAUGCUGAAGCUAAUACGAAAGUUACUAGUUCAUUGCUCCCUGCACCAGAGAACAGUCGGCCUGAGGCUGCUGAAGAGUCAGCCACUGAGCCGGCCCCGGGAAAUAUUGAGCCAGAGACACCAAGUACUACGACUACGGAGGCGCCAGCUGUGUCGACCACCAGCGCACCGUCGCGUCUUCGCGAAAUCGACGGCAGCCUCAGCAGCUCUGCGUGGGUGUGUGCCCCGCUGGUGCUCGCCGCAUCCGCGCUGGCGUACACCGCUGUGGGCUGA
Molecule: messenger RNA, 747 nt
Organism: Trypanosoma cruzi
Lineage: Eukaryota; Euglenozoa; Kinetoplastea; Trypanosomatida; Trypanosomatidae
Product: mucin TcMUCII, putative
Exons: 1
Coding region: 1-747 (248 amino acids)
Source: RefSeq, a predicted model, not a curated record